AACAAAAACAAAAAAAAAGAAAACGCGUCCGCGCAGGGAUCCGUCGCUCAGUUUUUUGUUGAUCCAUCGCUUAAUUCUUGACGCUUCGGGGAGGCCCCCUUGGGGCCGUCUCUGGUCGAAAAAAAUAAUACCCUGCCUCCGGCGGGCGCCGCGCCCCCCCCCUGCCCCUCCUCUCGUCCUUGCCCCCCUCUCCGGUUCGGAAGCGCGACCGGGACUCGGUCAGGAAGCUGAUCGUCGAGGGCCCCGCGGACCGAUUGCGGGACGGGCUCAGGCUGUCGCUCGAGAUCAUCGAGCGGACGGCCGCUGCAGAGGCCCUCGAUGAGCUCGUGAAGGCCGAUCAGUACGACGAGUGGGCGUCGUGGAUGGAGUACGCUUCCUCGCUCGCGGACACGCGAUGGGAGCGCAUGGAGCAGCCGCCCGCCGAGGCCGGGGCCGAGCCGGAGGUCGACGAGGCGUGGUUUCGCGCGCGCCUUGGCGCCGGCGUCGCGGAGGUCCCGUUGGGUGCCAGCGCCGGCGGCGCAUCUGACCCGCGGGGCGCGCCUCGAGCGCUCGAUUUCGGGACGCAGCUCGCGCGCUGGGUCCAGGGCGCUGGCCCACAGCCAGUCGUAGACGUGGCCGCGCCGCUCCACUUACCGUGCCGCUCGCGGCCAGCCGGCGAACCGCCGGCCCGCUCGCCCCCUGACCGCCAGGGAGAGGGACGAGUUUCGCUCGCACGUUGCCACUGCGCACCGCGCGUGCACUUGUCUGCUGGGAAAUAUGGCAAUCCUCCUCGUCCUACCGACGGGGCCACGACGCGCGUGGCGAGCGAGGGGCGCGCAGUUUCACCCGUUUUUCCUUCCUCCUCCCCCGCCUCCUCCUGAAUUCCUGUGGUCCCGACUUGGGGGCUUUUUGUCGGUAGACUCCAGCGGGUCAGCAGGGCGCGCGUUCUCCGAGGAUGCGUAUAGUCGCCGGGGUUCCACCCAAUCCGGUGCUUUGUGCGACACGCCGGCGUCCACCCAGUGCCGGUGCUGCCAGGUGUUGAUUGCUUCGGCUGGUUGCCCAUUUGCUAUCGUCUUUUCUCCUCUUUCCCCUUCGCUGCUCCUCCUGCCUCCUUGCUGCGGCCCGAUGUUGGCUCUUUCCUCAUCUGAGUUUCGGGUGACCCUGUAGGGUAAUCCACAGGUGUCGCCGCAGCACUUCUUUAAUUUAAUAGCUGCCGCCUCUCCGCGCUGGACGUUUGAAAAGCUGCGCGCCACGAGUAUCGCAGUCAGCAUGGCGCCGGAAGGAAAUCCGAAGACCCACUUUCAAUAGGCAGAGCAGAGAUCGGCAGGUAUCCGCUGGCGCCACAAAAAAAA
Messenger RNA from Prorocentrum cordatum, 1331 nucleotides. The record is from the annotation of a GenBank genome assembly. Lineage: Eukaryota; Dinophyceae; Prorocentrales; Prorocentraceae.